UCAUUCCGCUAAUUUUGACAGUUUGCAAUUUUCAAACAAUUUAUUUAGUCUGCUUUUGCAAAAUAAAGAGAAAAUUGUGGAAAAUACAGUGAAAAGUGUUGAAAAAUCAAUGAGAAAUGUUUGGUAAGAAGAAACCAAGUGGUGCACAGGGGAAGGAACGGCGUGAUCUAUCUCAGUAUGGACUCUUUGAUAUUCCGGAUGAUCUAGGUGCAGGGGAUGUAGAUACUUUAGCCUUCAGUGGCGAUGAAAGUGACCUCGAAGCUGAAUUAGCUGCCAUAACAGGUGGAGGUGCGAAGAAGAAGCAAAAAACAAGGGGCAAAGCACCUGUUCCGAUGGAGAAUUUGGACGCAAUGGUGGCUGAGAGUCUCAAGGAUGUUGACACGGAUGUUGAUAGUGAAGAUGAGAAUGAUCCAAAUCUCCUGAGUGAACUGGGAGAAAUCACAGGAGAGGAAAUUCCUGCAGCUUCAGCCAUUCCGGAACCACAGCAGGAGAUUUUCCUGCCAACAUCAACGGAGAUGAAUGUCCAGGAGAUCAUUAAGCAGCGCCUUGAGAUGUACACAAUUGCCGAGAGGAAUGCAAAAGAAGCUGGUGAUUCCGGGAAGGCAAGGAGAUUUGCACGUGGUCUCAAGACACUCAAAGAGCUCCAGAAAGCAGCUAGUUCUGGUAAGAAUAUCCCCAUGGAGGAUAUUCCACCGGAAGUGAGUAUAAAACCUGUUAAAAGUGCCGAGGAAGCAACUGGGAAUCCCGAAAGUCCCUCAGCUGCACCAUCUACGCCGUCUAGAGCUGCUCCAGCACCACCAGUAUCACCUCCAGCUGCCACGGAGGCCCCAAAAGUACCCCAACAAGCUAAUUCGUCCGCUCUUGCUGCACUCAAUGGGAGAAAAAAUGAAUACAAAGCUGCUGCAUUGGCAGCUAAGAAGUCCGGAGAUACCGCCAGUGCCCUCAAGUACGUUCGUAUUCUGAAGCAAUUUGACAUGGUGAUAAAAGCCGUUGAGGAAGGGCAGGAAGUUGAUCUUGCUGAGAUGCCACCGCAUCCAUCAGAAUUGGAUUUAUCCACAUUGGAUGCCCCAGGAGCUGUUGCAGCUCCGCCUCCGGAACCCCCCAAGCAAGAGGCGGAAACGCAAAAGGAACCCGAUGCAGCACCAGCGGAAGAGGGAUUAAUUGUAGCUGGGACAGUGGAAGAGGCUCUUCAGCAGCGUCUAGAUAAAUACAAAUCCGUGGAGAAGGCGGCAAAAGAUGAGGGAAAUUCCAGCAAAGCUCGAAGAUUUGGGAGGAUUGUUAAGCAGUACGAGGAUGCACUGAAGAUGCACAAGGCAGGGAAACCCGUGCCAUUUGAUGAGUUACCCACACCUCCGGGGUUUGGUCCCAUUCCUGUGAAUACUGAAGCUCCAGCGGCGGAGCCUGUAAAGCCAGCAGCAGCAGCAAAGUCACCUCCGGAAGAAAAGGAAGCAGCUGCCAAGCCAGCCCCACCACCACGUCCAAAGCUGAAGAAGCAGGAAUCAACGAGGAUUAGUGGGAAUUUAUUGAAUACUUCGGUGAUGGAUAAGCAGGUGGCUGAGUUGGAGAGGCGUCAGAAGGAGUUCAAGGAUGCUGCGAUUCAGGCAAAACGCGCCGGAGAGAUUGAACAAGCCAAGGAGUACCUCAAGAUCUUCAAGGGUUUCGAUAAGCUCCUUGAGACAGCUCGUGGGGGCUUACCCGUUGACAUGGCCACACUACCCAUUCCCCCCGGGAAGAGGGCAGCCCUUGAGGAUUCCUUUGCCUUUGUCACGGAGAGUGAUUGUCAAGAUAGCGAACUGGGGGAUCUCUUUAAGCGCCUCGAGGAGCAGCUACAGCAUCAACUGUCCAUGUGUCGUGUCACGCGGGAACAUCACAAGAAUAUGGGUGAUGUGGCGGGAACAAAUCGUUUUGAGAAUCUCGCCCUGACCGUACAGAAGGAUCUCGAUGUGAUACGUCUAGCGCACCGGAGGCAAUUGGAACUGCCCAAAUUCCACUAUGAACAGCGUAGCUUUAACAUUGUCAUGUGCAACACUGACCUGACGGACAAUGAGGUGGAGAUUACAGUGGUGCGCGGGAUUAAUUACAACGUACCCAAUCCCAAGGAUGUGGAUACAUAUGUGAAGCUGGAGUUUCCCUAUCCGCAGGAUGAGCACACAAAGAGUAAGACGCAACUCGUGAAGAACACCGAUAAUCCGGAAUAUGACUACAAGACCACUGUUGAGAUUGUCAGGAGUAACAAACAAUGCCAGAGGAUGUUCAAGAGGCACUCCUUGAAGCUGGAAGUUUACGCUGAUCGUUGCUGGGCGGGUUGUCACUGUCUGCCUCUUUGUUGUUUCAGUGGUUUCUUUCGGUCUGAUCAGCUACUUGGCACAGUGAAUAUCAAAUUGCAGCCUCUGGAGACUUCCUGUGAGAUUCAUGAUUCCUUCGAGCUCAUGGAUGGAAGGAAGAAGGCUGGUGGAAAGCUAGAAGUGCAUAUUCGCAUCCGAAAUCCAAUUCUCACGAAGGAAGUGAAGAAGAUUGAUGAGAAGUGGCUCGUAAUUGACGCGUAGAGGAAGUUUUUCUUUUACAAAAGUCACCAUUUUUUUUCCUUCUAAAACUCAAAAAAUUAAACACCUGGAUAUAAUCUUAUUAUAUUUUUCUGUAAGGAAAUUUGUUUAUUUUCUGUAUAAAUUCUGUGAAAUUAUUGAAUUUUUCUACUUUUGGGAAAUUCUGUAUAAAAGGAAAGAAGACAUGUAAUUCGUUAUUUUUCGUUUUUUUUUUUUCUUGUUCUCUUUCGCAAAAUUCAAAUGUAUGCUUCUCAAAGUGAAUGUAAAAUGUUCUUUUUGUGAUAAUUGUUGGAAGAGAAACUUUUAUCGAAUAAAUUAUUAUAUCUAAUAUA
Molecule: messenger RNA, 2875 nt
Organism: Lutzomyia longipalpis
Lineage: Eukaryota; Metazoa; Arthropoda; Insecta; Diptera; Psychodidae
Gene: l(2)gd1
Product: coiled-coil and C2 domain-containing protein 1-like
Exons: 4
Coding region: 117-2546 (809 amino acids)
Biological process (GO): regulation of transcription by RNA polymerase II
Cellular component (GO): nucleus
Molecular function (GO): DNA-binding transcription repressor activity, RNA polymerase II-specific; RNA polymerase II cis-regulatory region sequence-specific DNA binding
Source: RefSeq, a predicted model, not a curated record